AUGCCCGGCUCUGUCUGGCUCGCUGCCGCCAUGCUGCUGCUCACCGCCCCGUCAGAGCUGAGGCCCGACCACCGAGCCUUCGAGCACACUCCUAUCCUGAGACACCACCACAGGUGGCGUGAGACAUCGUCCAGCAAGCCCGGCUCUGUCUGGCUCGCUGCCGCCAUGCUGCUGCUCACCGCCCCGUCAGAGCUGAGGCCCGACCACCGAGCCUUCGAGCACACUCCUAUCCUGAGACACCACCACAGGUGGCGUGAGACAUCGUCCAGCAAGCCCGGCUCUGUCUGGCUCGCUGCCGCCAUGCUGCUGCUCACCGCCCCGUCAGAGCUGAGGCCCGACCACCGAGCCUUCGAGCACACUCCUAUCCUGAGACACCACCACAGGCACAAGCACAAACACGCUCAAGUUAUACCCGAAUUCGACCCCCUAGACGAGACACCCUUCUUCGACCCUAUCUCCAGUUUCAAAGACAUUAGCUUCGUAGAGAAAGAUUUGAUACACAACGAUUUGUUCAACGAAAAGACGGAUUGGGUGAACAUGUCGAACGACCAAGUGGGAGAGCUGAAGGACAAGAAACACCACCCCCAUUGGCCCAUCAAGAGAGAGGCGGUCAUAGAAGGUGACCUGGUGCUAGGUGGUCUGAUGAUGGUGCAUGAGAGAUCUGACAGCAUGACGUGUGGGCCGGUCAUGCCCCAGGGAGGAGUUCAAGCGUUGGAGACCAUGCUUUACACCUUGGAUAUCAUAAACAAUGACCUGAAGUUGGUGCCGGGAGUGACGCUUGGCGCUCAUGUUUUAGAUGACUGUGAUAAAGAUACUUAUGGAUUGGAGAUGGCUGUUGAUUUUAUCAAAGGUUCCAUAAGCAACAUCGACGACGCGGAGUACGCGUGCAACGCGACGGCGGUGCGCAAGGUGAUCUCGGGCGUGGUGGGCGCCGCGUCCAGCGUCACCUCCGUGCAGGUCGCCAACCUGCUGCGCCUCUUCAAGAUCCCGCAGGUGUCAUUCUUCUCAACAUCUCCCGAGCUGUCCAACAAGGCCCGGUUCGAGUACUUCACGAGGACGAUACCUUCGGACCUGCACCAAGUGCGGGCGAUGGUGGAGAUCGUGAAGAAAUUAGGGUGGAGCUACGUCUCCAUCAUCUAUGAAGAGUCCAGCUAUGGGAUAAAGGCUUUCGAAGAGCUGGAAGCGUUGUUAGCACGCAACGGCAUCUGCAUAGCAGUGAAGGAGAAGCUGGUGAAGGACUCAGGAGUGGCAGACGAGAGGGCCUACGACGACAUCGUCCACAAACUUCUGACCAAACCACGAGCCAGAGGUUAG
Molecule: messenger RNA, 1314 nt
Organism: Ostrinia furnacalis (Asian corn borer)
Lineage: Eukaryota; Metazoa; Arthropoda; Insecta; Lepidoptera; Crambidae
Product: metabotropic glutamate receptor 3-like
Exons: 7
Coding region: 1-1314 (437 amino acids)
Biological process (GO): G protein-coupled receptor signaling pathway
Cellular component (GO): membrane
Molecular function (GO): G protein-coupled receptor activity
Source: RefSeq, a predicted model, not a curated record